This is a messenger RNA of Silurus meridionalis, 2112 nucleotides long. RefSeq names its product tubulin tyrosine ligase-like family, member 1 (gene ttll1). The transcript has 10 exons. The record is from RefSeq and is a predicted model, not a curated record. The coding region runs from base 289 to 1560 and encodes 423 amino acids. Gene Ontology annotation, biological process: protein polyglutamylation; microtubule cytoskeleton organization. Gene Ontology annotation, molecular function: tubulin-glutamic acid ligase activity; tubulin binding. Gene Ontology annotation, cellular component: cilium. NCBI's taxonomy places the organism in Eukaryota, Metazoa, Chordata, Actinopteri, Siluriformes, Siluridae.
AGGCUUGGGAGGCGGGAUUUUACAGCAUGCCUGUUAUGCUAGGUUCGUUGCCAUGGACUUUCUCCACCCAGGAAGCUGGUGUGUUGUACUGUAAUUUCAUUGCAAACCCAGAAAACGACGUUUAAAACGUAAAAUAAUCGCGAAAUGUUAUUGAAGAUUCGGAUAUGUUUAAGACAUUGAUAGUAGUUCUUCAUGAUCUUCAGGACAGAUUCUUGAUGGGUGGAGGCAAGUCAUCUUUUUGCCCCCUGCAAUGAGGAGAAGGUCCUGUUCAUCCCUAAAGGAGGCGUGAUGGCUGGUAAGGUGAAGUGGGUGACUGACAUUGAAAAAUCUGUGCUUGUCAACAACUUUGAGAAGAGAGGAUGGACCCAAGUGACCGACACCGAAGACUGGAACUUUUACUGGAUGAGUAUCCAGACUAUACGUAAUGUGUUCAGCGUUGACACGGGAUAUCGCCUAUCUGAUGAUCAGAUGGUUAACCACUUCCCAAACCACUAUGAGCUGACAAGGAAGGAUCUAAUGAUCAAGAACAUUAAGCGCUACAGAAAGGAGUUGGAGAAGGAGAACAGCCCUCUUGCUGAGAAAGAUGAGAAUGGGAAAUAUGUUUGCCUGGAUUUUGUGCCGGUGACGUUCAUGCUCCCAGCGGACUACAAUCUUUUUGUAGAGGAAUUCCGUAAGAGUCCAUCCAGCACGUGGAUUAUGAAGCCUUGUGGAAAGGCUCAGGGAAAAGGCAUCUUCCUUAUCAAUAAACUCUCCCAAAUUAAGAAAUGGUCACGAGAUAGUCGCACUUCCACUUUCUUGACAGCUAACAGUGGAAAGGAGGCGUAUGUGAUCUCUCUGUAUAUCGAUAAUCCUUUGUUGAUUGGAGGGAAAAAGUUUGAUUUGCGUCUGUAUGUUCUUGUCACAACUUACCGGCCACUGAAGUGUUACAUGUAUGAACUCGGCUUUUGUCGAUUUUGCACAGUUAAGUACACACCCAGUACAAGUGAACUGGAUAACAUGUUUGUUCAUCUGACAAAUGUGGCAAUUCAGAAACAUGGGGAUGAUUAUAAUCCUGUUCAUGGAGGUAAAUGGACAGUCAGCAACCUGCGCCUGUAUCUGGAGAGCACCAGAGGAAAGGAAGUCACUAACCAUCUCUUUGACCAGAUCCACUGGAUUGUGGUGCAGUCCCUUAAAGCUGUGGCUCCUGUUAUGAUCAAUGACAAACACUGCUUUGAAUGUUACGGGUAUGACAUCAUUAUUGAUGACAAGUUGAAGCCGUGGCUUAUUGAGGUAAAUGCCUCCCCUUCACUCACCUCCAGCACUGCAAAUGAUCGCAUUCUGAAAUACAAUCUCAUCAAUGACACACUCAACAUUGUUGCCCCAAACGGAGAGAUCCCUGACUGCAGAUGGAACCGUAACCCACCUAAAGAAGCUCUUGGCAAUUACCAAGUUCUUUAUGAUGAGGAACAGGCUAUGAGUGAGAAUACAGAUCGUGAUCUCCGGAGUCGCUCAGGUCAGUCACUCGCGUCGAAGAGCACAAAACCUGGCAGUGCGCGUCCAGUCACGGCCACCUGGAAGUGAGCUUACAAUCCUAACUACGGAGCUCAGAGUUUACUUUUAUUUCCUCCCUAUGAAACAGAGAUAGACUGUGGGAACACGGAAGCCCUGAAUGAGAAACAUGAGAGAAUUUACCUGCACAUUCCUGCAUGAUAAGACUACAGUGAAGACCACGUGAGACAGAAGAGUCCCUUUUGUUGCAUGAGAAAUUUGAAACAAUUUAAAAGAAAGUGGGAAGGAUAAAUACCCCGAAGGCACCCAAACUUUCAACUGAAUUUGGUUGAAAACAUACCACGUAUAUCAGUGUUUCUUGGUAUUUUGUAUAAAAUGUCAGUCACUUUUCUAUGUCACUUAUUUAUUGUUUAUGCAAUGUACUUUAAAAAUAUAUACUGAUAUUUAAAAAGUGCAUUCAGUAUUAUGUUUUCUGAGUUAGAAGACAGAAAAGAAACUUUGCAAAGCAUUAUGUAAAAUCUGCCCAAUAAUACAAAUCCUUUAAAAAGGAAACCCUUAGCCAUGAGAGAUGGUGUUUUUGAGAUGGUGAAGGCUGGAGAAAUUGAAUAAACUGUCCAAAGUGUC